Messenger RNA from Arabidopsis arenosa, 1068 nucleotides. Lineage: Eukaryota; Viridiplantae; Streptophyta; Magnoliopsida; Brassicales; Brassicaceae. The record is from the annotation of a GenBank genome assembly.
AUAGUUUUUGUUACUUUUUUUGUUUAAGUACAUGAGGACUCUAUGACGCAAAAGGAGACCGGAGAGUUACGAAUGGACAGUGGAAUUCCAAUGUCGAAGAUAUCAUCUGAUGAUGAAGUGUUUUUGGCUCCUGAGAUGAACGCAUUUGGUCGUCAAUUCAGAGACUACACGGAUACAAAUAGCGAGAGGCAAAAGAGCGUCGAACAUUUCUAUAAAACACAACACAUUAACCAAAGUUUGGACUUUGUAAAGAAAAUGAGAAGUGAGUAUGGAAAAUUGGACAAGAUGGUGAUGAACAUUUGGGAAUGUUGUGAACUAUUAAACGAAGUGGUGGACGAGAGUGAUCCCGACCUCGACGAACCACAAAUUCAACAUUUGCUUCAAUCUGCGGAAGCAAUCCGUAAAGAUUAUCCUAACGAAGAUUGGCUUCACCUCACUGCUCUUAUCCAUGGUUCUUACUCUACCACACAGUUUGGAGGGCUUCCUCAAUGGGCUGUUGUUGGUGACACAUUUCCUGUUGGGUGUGCAUUUGAUGAAUCUAACGUACACCACAAGUAUUUUAUGGAAAACCCUGAUUUUAACAACCCAAAGUAUAAUACCAAAAGUGGAAUUUAUUCUGAAGGAUGUGGACUUGAGAAUGUUUUUAUGCCAUGGGGACAUGAUGACUACAUGUAUAUGGUGGCUAAGGAGAAUGGAAGCACCCUACCAUCCCCGGGACUAUUCAUCAUCCGAUACCAUUCCUUUUAUCCAUUGCACAAGGCUGGAGCUUACACUCACCUUAUGAACGAAGAAGACAAGGAGAAUCUCAAAUGGCUCCAUGUUUUCAACAAGUACGACUUAUACAGCAAGAGCAAAGUACACGUUGAUGUGGAGAAGGUUAAGCCGUACUACAUGUCUCUUAUCAAGAAAUAUUUCCCGGAAAAUCUGAGGUGGUGAAAACUGCAUCAAGGCCGUCCAAAAAAGUCUACUAUUAGAAAGAUAAAAAUGGUGUGUGAGAGUGUGAUUGAUUAGUAGUCGUUUAAGAACUGGAAAGCAUUAUUGCCCAGUUGAUAAAGUUGUAUUGUUACA